AUGCCCGUCUACAUGCUCCACGGUUUCCGGUGGCCCCGCGCGGGUUUCACGGGGAUUCGCGUAUACAUCGUUCUCAAUAAUCUCGAAGAAGCCGCCGCCGAGUACAUCCAGCAACCGCUGACGACGGAGCUAUUGACGGAAUCAUUCAAGAAAACACAAGCCGAUCUCAUGCCGCGAUUGCCGGAGCUACACUUCAUCGAGCAGUACGACCCGCAAGACGAAUCGAGCAACACGGUUAGCCAGGACUAUGCCUAUGUGAGUGCCAAGGUGGUGACUAUCCCGGACGGUGCUGGUGCGGGACCGGGUCUCGAGGACGUCGUUGAGCAGGGAUCAGGUUUGUCGGCUGAUGCGACGGAGGCCCUGGAGGCACUGCGCGAUCGGUUGGCGCCUGGGGAGAAGAUUGGUUGGUUUAUGGUUUACAAUGGGGAUCCGGAUCGGUGGUAUCCGCCCUCGGAGGAUGAGGACGAGUAUGAGGAUGAGGAGAGCUAUGUGGAUGAGAAGUUGGAGAGUCGGACGGAGAACCAGACAGAGCCGGGGACGCCGCAAAGUUAUACGGCUCGACUGACUCGGCUGUUCAAUCGCAUGAGCACUUCUUCAACCUCAUAA
Molecule: messenger RNA, 606 nt
Organism: Penicillium subrubescens
Lineage: Eukaryota; Fungi; Ascomycota; Eurotiomycetes; Eurotiales; Aspergillaceae
Exons: 2
Coding region: 1-606 (201 amino acids)
Source: RefSeq, a predicted model, not a curated record